Molecule: messenger RNA, 2421 nt
Organism: Doryrhamphus excisus (bluestripe pipefish)
Lineage: Eukaryota; Metazoa; Chordata; Actinopteri; Syngnathiformes; Syngnathidae
Product: caprin-1-like
Cellular component (GO): cytoplasm
Molecular function (GO): RNA binding
Source: RefSeq, a predicted model, not a curated record
UGUAGCCUUUCCUAGCUCAGCAGUCGCCCCUCCGCCGGUUUGUGUGUAGCCUGAGCAUCUUUCUGGAAACAAAAUACCACAGAAAGUGAAAGCCUUCACAUUUUACCGACACAACUGCCGUUAAUUCCGUCGACGGAAAUCUCUUUGAAGACAAAGAGUAUAAAGAUGCCUUCAGCAAUGGUUGGCAACAAUGCUGUCCAGUCUGCCAUUCCAGAGCUUGGAAACGGAAGUCAGUCGGAGACCAUGAAGCAGGUUCUCGGCGUGAUUGAUAAGAAAGUUCGCAACAUGGAGAAAAAAAAGUCCAAGUUGGAUGACUAUCAAGCAAAGAAGGAUAAAGGAGAAAGACUGAACCAGGAUCAGCUGGAGGCCUUGUCAAAGUACCAGGAGAUCCUCAACAACAUCGACUUUGCUCGAGAGUUGCAGAAGAUCUUCCUGACUCUGGGCCAGGAGAUCCAGAAGACGGUGAAGAAAACGGCCAGACGGGAACAGCUGCAACGAGAGGAGAUGGAACAACUCCGGCUCAAAACGGUCCUGGAGCUGCAGUUCUUACUGGACCAAUUGGGAGAUGAAAAUGUCCGGCAGGACCUCAAACGCCCCGAUGCCUCCGGCGCCUCCCUGCUCACGGACGCCGAACUCGCAUCCCUCGAUGAGUUCUACAAAAUAGUUGGACCAGAUCGCAACUGUGACUUAAGGUUGACUGAACAAUACGAAGAGGCCUCACUGCACCUGUGGGAGCUGCUGGAGGGCAGAGACAAGGCCGUGGCAGGAACUUCAUACAAGUCGCUGAAGAACACUCUGGACAAGUUGCUACAAAGCGGCUACUUUGACCGAGCGCCCAGCGGUCACAAUGGAACGUGUGAGGAGGAGGAAGUGGAGGAGCAGGAAAAGCAAACGGCGGCGGUGGCGGCUGACUGUAACGUGGAGGAGCAACCAUCCGAACCUGAAGGACCAGUUACUGAAAAUCAUCCCGAGGCGGUGAAAGUGGAAACCACGGAGUUUGUCAACAGGCAGUUCAUCCCGGAGAGCACCUACAGCAGUACAGACGCUGAACAGGCGGAGGAGUGGUCAGUGGACGUACAGAUGGUCAAUUCCCUCCAGCUCCAGGCCCCCCCCGCCCAGCUGGCUCCGGAACCGAUUGCCGCCGUGAACCAUGUCAAUCCCUCGCCGCCUACCGACCCGGUAGUCAGGAAGCAGGUGGUGCAAGAUCUCAUGGCCCAGAUGCAAGGGACUUAUAACUUCAUGCAGGACUCGAUGUUGGAGUUUGACGGCCAGGCCCUCGACCCGGCUAUUGUGUCCGCCCAGCCCAUGAAGCCUGUCCAGACCGUAGACCUACAACAGAUGGCCUGUGCUUCGUCUCUUUCGGAGUCCAGGCUUCCUCAAGUCGGUGCAGUCACGGGACUGAAAGAACCCACACAAGCUACAAUGUCUCUGUCCUCUGAGCCGCCCUCUGCCUCCUCUUGCCCCCUCUCCUCCGCCUUCCCACCCGCCUCCAAAGCCACCCGCGCCGGGGGCAUCAAUGUCAACGCUGCACCCUUCCAGUCAGUGCAAGCGGUCUUCAACAUGAACACGUCCGCGCCCCCCCCGGGCCCCACGGGCCACACGGACCCGCUGAAGCAGCCCAGCCAGUUCUCUGCCGGCUUUGCUCAGGGUUUCAGCGGCCCGUCGGAUAAUCCGGUGGACCAGCCCGACAUCCCACAGGAGACGUUACAGUCAGUUGUUGCCGGCUUCCAGACUCAAACCCAGGUCAUGCCGUCGCCGGCCGGCCACGACGACUCCGCACCCGGUGCCGGUUUCGGACAGGCGGGCCAGUCCUUCUACAACAGCAGGUCGGUGCCCAGGGGCGGAGCCAGGAACGGCAGAGGAACCAUGAACGGUUACCGGGGUUCCUCCAAUGGAUUUCGAGGGGGAUAUGAAGGGUACCGCCCCCCCUUUUCCAACCCGCCCAGUGGUGGUUACGCUCAAAGCCAAUUCAGCGCGGGGGGCCGCGACUACACGAACAACAACUACCAGAGGGAGGGCUACCAACAAGGUUACAAGCGAGGCGCCGCCCAAGGACCUCGGGGGCUGUCUAGGGGCAACGCCCAGGCCAUGCGAUCCUAACAACGGUCUCACCGCUCCACGUUGAAAACAUUCAGGAUUUUUUCGAAUGUGUUCACCUCCAGCUCACUUUUGUAAUCUUUCCACUCACAAUCCAUCUUUUUUUUUUUUUUUUUCAAAAAAAUUCCCGACCGAUUUAAUCCCGAGUGCGCCUGCUUUUUUUUUUUCUUCGUCUGCCCAAAUCCUCUAAAUGUCAGAAGACAAACUGCUGAAGUCGGCAACACGUAGGAUUAUCAGCAAGUAUAAAAAAAAUAGAUAUUCCUGUAAACUUGAAAGAUUUCAUUAAUUUAUUUUUUGUACAAAAUAAAUGCAAAAAAUACCCUG